Molecule: messenger RNA, 3098 nt
Organism: Strongylocentrotus purpuratus (purple sea urchin)
Lineage: Eukaryota; Metazoa; Echinodermata; Echinoidea; Camarodonta; Strongylocentrotidae
Gene: spata5
Product: ATPase family protein 2 homolog
Exons: 14
Coding region: 204-3068 (954 amino acids)
Cellular component (GO): cytoplasm
Molecular function (GO): ATP hydrolysis activity; ATP binding
Source: RefSeq, a predicted model, not a curated record
AUGCUGCAUACUUUUUGUAUGGUAUAGCCAGCUGAUCCGUCGCGACGCCGACGCGACGGAUGCGAUAGCCACAAGUUUGGGCUAAGCUAAGCUCCACGGCCGCGGCCCGGUCAAUUAGCUACCAUCAUUUUUACACUGCUGAGGCAUGAGCUGUACUGUACAGCAUUUUUAAAUGUAAAAAGUAGCAUAAAGUGCCGUAAAUCAUGUCUAGUAAAAAGAAGAAUCCUGUGAACAACUGGCUUCGCAUGAAAAGGGGAGAUUUAAAACUCUUUCAUCGACCGAAAGAUGCCGAAUUUUUCAAGAAAGUUGAAGGAGUUCCUCCACAUUUUGACUUCGAAAAGGACUUGUAUCAAGCCGGCUUUCCCGUGAUUAUCAACGACAUGCUGCUAGGAGAAGUAACAGAACAGAUUGAGAAGGGAGUCACCAAGCUCCCAAAGUCAGCCAAACAUGAUGUCAUCCAGAUGCAUCCAGAGACCAUGUCACUGUGUGGCCUUUGCAUUGGUCAGCCUACUAUCGUCACACAGAUUACCACUGCAGUCAAUGAAGAUCCUACCAAGUCCAUCUGCACGGUGUGGCCCGUCCCAAACCUCCCUGCAGGAUCUGUUGGAGUACAUAAGAGCCUGCAGAAGGUGCAUGGAUGGGAUGAUGGGGAGUUUGUUAAGGUGGAAGCUGUGUGUGGAAGCGUGGCAGCAGCUUCAUCAGCAACAGUACUUGUCAGAUCUGAUGAGGAUAUGUCUUCCAUACAAUCAGACUUCAAGAAUUUUGCCGCCAGAUACCUGAACAGCAAGCACAUGAUGUACGGGAGCUUAUUCAGUGUUACUUACUUUGGCAAGCCAGUCACACUGGAGGUCAUUCAAAUCAGUGCACGCACAUGUGCUGAACCAGCUCCAUUGGAGCAGUCAGCCAUGACUACCCAAUCAGCUGAGAGACUGAUCAAGAAUCUACAGAGAACUCCCACAUCAGUGUCAAGUGAUGCAGGAAACUGGACCUCGCAUCUACGGAGGACAGACAUUUCUACUUGUUCCUUUACAGAGUCUAGAACCUCUGAUGAAGGGCUAGGUGAAACAGAUGUAUCAAUGAUAAACAGUCAAGGAGGUGACAUUACCAAUUCUAGCAGGGUUGAUGCUGUAGAUACUAGUAGCUCAUUGGCAAUGGAUUCUGCAAGUGACCUGGAAAAUGAGUUCAAUUCUCUGAAUUUAUCAGAAACCAGCAGCAUCAUCAUAUCCUCAACACCCAAGAGGACACCCAGUCUGUCUCAGAAGCAGUCACAUGAAAAAACAAUUGAUUCCUUAUCAAGAAGCCAGUGUGUAACAGAGGAAUCGGGUGUGUACAGGGUCACCAAGACAACUCGCUUAGAGAUUUUAACCUCUGAACAAGAAGAGAAGAAAAGCUCUGAUGAACAACAACUCAUCACUAAGCUAGGCGGCCGUGUGACUUUUGACAUGAUUGGAGGAAUGGAGAGACAACUGAAGGCUAUCAGGGACGUGGUGAUGAUGCCGCUUAAGAAUCCAGAUAUAUUUGCUUCUCUUGGUAUACCCCCACCAAGGGGCGUUCUACUCUAUGGUCCCCCUGGAGUGGGUAAGACCAUGCUGGCAAGGGCAGUAGCAUUGGAGUCAAGAGUCCACAUAGUAGUCAUCAACAUGCCAGAGGUGCUCAGCAAGUUUUAUGGUGAAUCUGAGUCCAGACUACGAGCCCUGUUUGAUGAAGCAGCCCAGAAUGCCCCUAGCCUAAUCCUGAUAGACGAGUUAGAUGCUCUUUGCCCUCGUAGAGAGAGGGUGAAUAGCGAGUCGGAGAAGAGGGUCGUCUCAAUGUUGAUUUCAUUGAUGGAUGGCAUGGGACAGAAUACAUCCUCUGGUCGUCAUGUCCUUGUGCUUGGAGCAACGGCGCGUCCAGAUUCCAUUGACACUGCCCUGAGAAGACCUGGCAGGUUCGACCAUGAGAUUGAAAUAGGUGUUCCCAAUGCAAGAGAAAGAAGACAGAUACUUGAGAAAUUGACGGGUAGUAUAUCCCAUAGCCUGACUGCUGAAGACCUGACACUGAUCUCAGAUUCAGCCCAUGGCUAUGUUGGUGCUGAUCUAACAGCAGUCUGUAAGGAAGCUGCGAUGCGUACGUUUGAGAGACUGAGAGCCUUGACCCAAGAGCCGAUGAAUGCAAGUCACAUAGCCUCAGGUUCAGUCACUAAGGAAGAUUUCCUCCAUGCCAUGGCCCAAGUUAAACCCAGCGCUUUGAGGGAAGUUGAGAUCGAUAUACCAAAGGUCUACUGGUCAGACAUUGGAGGGCAGGAGAGCAUCAAGCUUAAGCUACGCCAGGCCGUGGAGUGGCCCAUCAAGCAUCCAGAAGCCUUUGCUCGACUUGGUGUCUCCCCUCCCAGAGGAGUCUUGCUCUACGGCCCACCUGGCUGCUCCAAGACCUUGAUCGCCAAAGCCCUGGCCACUGAGAGCGGGCUCAACUUCAUCUCGGUCAAAGGGCCAGAGCUAUUCAGCAAGUGGGUAGGCGACUCUGAGAGAGCUGUAAGAGAGGUGUUUAGAAAGGCACGGUCAGCUGCUCCGGCCAUUGUCUUCUUUGAUGAGAUAGAUGGCAUUGCAGUGGAGAGAGGAAGCUCAUCAGGAAGCAGUAAUGUUGGUGACAGACUCCUUGGGCAGCUCCUGACAGAACUUGAUGGGGUAGAAUGUCUAAGGGAUGUCGUGGUUGUAGCAGCUACAAACAGACCUGACAUGAUAGACAAGGCACUAAUGAGACCAGGGCGCUUGGAUCGCAUCCUCUAUGUGUCGUUGCCAGAUGACCACACCCGAAAGGAAAUCCUCAACAUUCAGUUCAGAAAGAUGCCUAUCGAUGGAGACUGCUUGCUGGAGAUGCUAGUCAAACAAACUCAGGGAUACUCUGGUGCAGAGGUGGUAGCAGUCUGUAGGGAAGCUGCAUUAUCAGCCAUGCAGGAGAGUCUGGACAUCCAGUCGGUCAGUCAGAGGCACUUUGACCAAGCUUUGGCCAACGUCAAACCCCAGACCACUCAAGAGAGCAUCCGAUUCUAUGAGGGGUAUCAGAAGAAUAGUGGUCUUCAUUCAGCAUGAUGGUCAUUGAAUGAAGGGGGGGGGGCGUCA